UGUUCCUAUAGAAAUGGCCAAAAUUUCACGACGUGCUGUUGCCUCGUCGUCUUCAAAUAGUGCUGCGAUAACGUCGUCUUCUUCCUCUACAUCUGCACAUACGUCAUCAUUGUCGUCGUCUGGAUCAGCAGCCGCCACCGCCUCAUAUAAGACGUCACAGCAGGCAGUAUCUUUCGAAGGUCGUACAAAUGCCAAUAGUAUUUUAAAUGAAGGUAAAUCGGCGAGAUCGGUACCCUCGGGUGCAACACAUUUUAUUGAUACUCCUUUGGGUGGUUAUGCGAGUGCCUCAGCUACAGUUACUGCUACGCCAUAUCCAUUACGAAAUGAUGGUACACAAUUUACAACAACACAUAGUAAUGUGUAUGCCUAUACAACAACGACUGGACCUAAUAAUAAUAUGCCGUAUACUGCCUCACCCCUGCCUCCAAAUAAUGCAACUAUACAAGAGCAAUUAUAUCAACAGGAACGUGACCGCAUACGUAGGGAAUUCUUUGAGACAUAUGACGUUAUGACCGGUGUUCGUAUAGCCGCUACUUUGGGUGGUUUCUUUGGUCUUAUGGUGUUCUUGAUAGUGUGGAAAAGUCGCAGUAGCUCAAAUGAAACUUUAAAGGUUUUGAAAGAUCCAAAAAUGGCUGCAGUUGCCGCGGUUUGCAUGCAAGAAGAAGAGGAACGCGAAAUACAAGAAGCCAUGGUUGCUACCGGUAUGUCAAUAUAUCCCGAUGAAUAUGAUACUAUACUCUAUAGACGUCAACGAAUGCUUUCCCUGGGCAAUGUCAGUGCACCGCCUAUGCUUAAUAGAGGCUUUCGUUUCUCUUCGGUGGGCGGUGGCUAUAGCAGUUUGCUGGAACCACCAAGAAGAUUUUCCUUUUCUGCCGCUUCGGGUGCAUUGAGUAUAGGUGGCGGUAGCUAUGCCGGCAGUAGAAGGCGUAGUGGUUCGGAAACUUCACGUAUAUUUAGUAAUUACCCUAUGGGUAGUAGUUUUGGUACCGAUGACUAUUUUGUCGAAACGGAUGAUGAAUUGGAAAACGGUGAUUAUCAGCAGCGAGAGACUACGGUUCAUAUGGAAGAUGUGGGGAAACGUUAUAAGCGCACGGAUUCGGUUAAGAGUAAACAGGGGUUUCUUGAAGUGCCGUUAAUGGGUCAAGACUCGCGACGCAGUAGCGCCAUAACCUGCUGCAGCACUGAUAGUUCUUAUUUGGAAAGACGUUCUUCUGCCUUUACGUUGGGUAUGUCAAACCUGCCGCCUUCAUUACAGCGAAAAUGUUCAACAGCUUCACGAGCAUCGAGUACCGAUAUAUGGGAUUAUUAUUAUCCCGAUAUACAAGUUAUACAGCCCACUCCCAAGCCAUCACCUUGCCCCUCCGAACGCAGUAUCUACGAACAAUUGCUGGCUCAGACACAAACGCCCACACCAUCACAGCAGCAGCAAACUCAGGCUUCCAAAACAACGACUACAACUAUAGCAAUGGAAACAUCAUUGCGAGGUCUGGCCACGGUAACCACAGCCAGUAAACCAGCCUCCAAACCUAUUACAUCGCUAACAACAACGGCUUCAGCAACUGCCAAUGGUUUGGCGUCAUCGAAAGCAGCCGUUACGCCCACAACUUCCAAUCAGUUUAUACGAAAGCAUAGUAUAGCAUUCUAUGAUCCAGAAAGUGCUCAGUCUGGUCGCAAACAACAAAUUCACUCAAUAAGCGCCGACACCGUAGAUGUCUAUCCCUAUAAUCAACCGUUGACUGAAAGAGGUAUUUAUGAUGCUUCGAAACCAGCACAAUCAGCUCCUCCGGUGGGGGUGCAUCAUGGCUUCCGUUUUUCGGAUUCCCCCACUGAGGAACUGCGUCUUAAUGUGAAACGCAAAAUUGCGGUAAUGGAACUUCCACGCAUACCAUAUCCCGAACAGGAUACGCCGCCCAGUUUAGCGGCCUUUGCCUGUGAAAAUAACAAUAGUUUUCCAUAUUCAAAUUCCGCAGCUGCCAAGGCUGCGGCUAAUGCCGCCAAUUCGAGUAGCAUCAGUAUUGAUAGCACCCCCUUAAGUAUUGAUAAGCUCAAUGGUAGUGGUAGUUUGGGUACUAUUUCUGCCAAGGCUUUAUUUAAUGCCGAUAAGAGAGCCCCUUUGGCAUCAUUAAGUUCCUUUAAGAUUUCAUCUUUGGAAUAUCAAGAUUCUGAACUAAGAUCUAUGGAUGAAGAUUCGGUAUUUCUGGAUAGUGUGGCAGAUACCGAUGAAGAUAUGCAGCAGUUAAGCAGCGACAGUGAAGAAGCCAGUUUUCCCGAAGAGCAAAAUUUGGAAGCUGCAGAGAGUUUGGUAACAGCGACUAAGCAACAGGAUAUUGUGGAACCCCCUGCCACCGUGACAAGAACCACGAGUGCAACCACAUCAAGAUAUCCCCUGGAAAAACGUUACAGUUUAGAAGUUUCCAAUGCCAACACUCCAAUAACCACUGAUUCGCCCACGGUAGGGGGAAUUGUCAGUGGUAUACCUAUAACUGCCAGUGCGCGUGUACGUAGAUCAUUGUUACAGCGUCAUCGCACCAUAAGUGUGUCUUCCAGUGAUCGCGUAGCUUUACUGGGUCAGCCUCUAAAAGAAUUUUCCUCGAGUAUAGCUCAAACAUCAAAUACGUCAUUUGAUACCAAACAGCAGACACCUUUGGAAACCCAUUUUGGUGCCAUCAUUUGUACAAACAGUCCUCCAACACAUCCCCGGCGAGCGCAACUACUGCAGCAGUACAGCGACCCACAAAGUCUGCCAACAACCACAACUACUACCACAAACACCACAGAGGAGGAUACCUGCUCUACCCUCAAUACCGAAGUGGGCAUGGGCCCUGACAAUGUGGCUGAUAUACGCGAUACAAUAACAGGCGGCAGCACUGAAACUGUAGCAAUGGGUAGUAGCACUACGAGGGGCUCCACUAGCCUUACCCAGCACAGUAGUUUAAAUACGGUUGUGAGUUUUGGUCGUUCCAGUCCUUUCGGUGAUUCACAGCACGUAAGUAUCAAAGAUGUCUCACAAUUACAUUUCCCAAAUCAUCUUCAACAUUAUCAUCAUUUACAGCUGCAUCAGAAUCGGCUUCACCAACAACAAAAACAACAACAUCAUCAUCAGCAUUCUCUGCAAAAACUGCCAAUUUCAACAUCAACCCAAUAUGAUCCUUGUGCCUCUUCUAUUUCCGAUUCUUUUAUACAAACAAAGGAACCUUUAAUAAAAAUGCCUUCUUCUCUUAAAAGCCUGAUACUACAACAUAAACCAUCAUCAGCUACACAACAACAACAUCAACACACUGUUACACCCAUAACAAUAAGCCGCAGUGCCACAAAUCUUACCUAUACCGAUUCUACACCCCACACACCCGACGAUUAUUUUGCAUUCGAAACACAACAUAGUCCUUGUCCUUCGGUAAUGCUAGAAUUACCCCUCAUCCGUCUGCCAACCGAAGAUAGUUCGACCGAGAACUCACAAGCAUCUGAACAUACUAAAGGUGCCGAUCAGGAGCUUAGUCGUGGCUGUAAGAAUGAUCAACCUAGUGAUCCUAGUUUACCGGGUUCAUCACGUAAAUGGUCCAAAGAAACAUUAUUCUAGCUAACAGUUCUUCUAAGUCUAUCAUCAACAUCAUCAGUUUGUUUACUUUCUAAUAUUGUUCGUCUUCGACAUUUGACAGCUUUCAUUUUAAAGAUCACCACUUUGCAUGAGAACAUAUAAAAAAUGAAUAUUAAAUAUGGCGGUAUAAAGUUACUUUAGAUAGAUAGAGCUAUAGAGGAAUUUUAAUUUAUUUUAAGAAUUUUGGGAUAGUUUUUCUUUUAAAAAUAAAGUUUGGAUUAAAAAUUUUGUUAGAAAUUUAAAAUGAUAUUUAGAUGUUUGUAUAAACGAUCGAAACGAUUUACUUUAAUUGACUUAUUCACAACAAUCUACCGAAGUUUUAUAGAACAAAUUUUGUUAGAUCGGUUCUGUUGUUAGAUCUUACAACGUUGGCAGUAAAAUGUGCGGAAAAUUUCUAACAACAAUGUCAACAUAGAAAUGUCAAUACAACGUUGCGAAAGAAAAAUUGCAAGUUCACACGAUUGUUAGACAUUUUCUGCACAAUUUACUGACAACGUUGUAAGAUUUGACAAACGUGUAUCACAGCUUUUAGUUUGCUAUAUAUUAUAAUCAUAGAUACCGAAUUUAAACUUACAAUUUAAAGUUUUGUGUUAAAGGGACAGUUUAAACUUGUGUCCUUAACUUACAGUUUAAAAUUGUAUUUUAAACUCACAGUUUAAACUUGUAUCUUAAUCUUACAGUUUUAACUUCUGUCUUAAACUAACAGUUUAAUGUUUUGUAUUAAACUUACAGUUUAAACUUGUGUCUUAAACUUACACUUUAAACUUGUGUCUUAAACUUAUACUUUAAACUUGUGUCUUAAACU
Lucilia sericata (common green bottle fly) is the source of this 4400-nucleotide messenger RNA. RefSeq lists its product as uncharacterized. NCBI's taxonomy places the organism in Eukaryota, Metazoa, Arthropoda, Insecta, Diptera, Calliphoridae. Bases 14 to 3577 code for a protein of 1187 amino acids. The record is from RefSeq and is a predicted model, not a curated record. The transcript is spliced from 4 exons.